CCACAGCCAUACUGGAUAUCCCUCGUCCAAGAUUCACCUCUUCCAUGCGCCACGAAGUGUCCAAUCUCGCUUCUUCCCAUAUUGCUUCAUCUUACUUGGCCCACCUAGCCACCAUGCUAUGACUGGGCCCGUGCAAUGUUGUCCCACCUCACAGCUCGUGCGGUAUGCAAGUAACUGCAAGAACACUCGUAAGCUCACAGAGCAUAUGCAAUGGUAUGUGCUCCUCUGCAAGGGAUUCCUGACAGAAGAUCGUUCUCCCAAGCCACCCCAGCUACGGGGUGUAGGUGGAAACGGAAAUUUCCUCCCCAGGACUCAGAGCCAGCAAGGGGUGUCCAAUGAAUCCCUGUUAAUCUCCGAAUUCCAAUUUUGUUUCUAGGCAUCUUGCCUCCUCUGUAAUCUGAGCAGCUGGGGUCUAGUCCCUUGGAAGGACCAGCUGUAGGUUCCUAGUUCCUUGAUAGCUUUUAG
This is a messenger RNA of Aspergillus neoniger CBS 115656, 465 nucleotides long. RefSeq lists its product as uncharacterized. NCBI's taxonomy places the organism in Eukaryota, Fungi, Ascomycota, Eurotiomycetes, Eurotiales, Aspergillaceae. The transcript has a single exon. The coding region runs from base 119 to 376 and encodes 85 amino acids. The record is from RefSeq and is a predicted model, not a curated record.